CAACAUAUGAAAAGAAAGGUGGAAGUCAUCAACUUUACGUUGACAGAAUAAUGAUGAAUCAAACAAACCAAACCGAGGACGCUCUCUCCUGCUACAGUCCUUCUGUUGAAAUCUACCGGUACUUUGCUGCUCUGUGGGGAUGUGCUGUAACCAUCACGGGUACGGUGGGGAACCUGAUGACUAUUCUGGCUUUUGCCUUUGACCCACGUCUGAGGACUCGCUUCAAUGUGCUCAUUGUUAACCUGGCUGUCGCUGAUCUCUUGUACUGCACCAUCCUGCAGCCCUUCUCCAUCGACUCCUACCUGCAUCUCAGGUGGCGCAGCAGUGAGCUGUGGUGCAGAGUCUUCGGCCUGCUCCUCUGCCUCUCCAACUCGGUUUCCAUUUUCACUCUCUGCCUGAUAGCAUUGAGUAGAUAUCUCCUGGUUGCAAAGAGAGUUAUGUUUGACCGUGUUUUUUCUAAACGUGGUCUUGUUUUACUCCUCGUCUCUGCGUGGACGUUCAGCCUGGUCAGCUUUGGUCCUCUCUGGUCUGUCUAUGUGUUCGUGCCACAGGUGUGCACAUGCAGCUUCCAUCGUACCCGGGGUCGUCCUUACACCACCAUCCUUCUAGCUUUCAGCUUUCUUGUUGGCCUGAGCUGUGUUGGUGCAUUCUACCUGCUCAUUUACAAACAUGUCCUGGUUGCAACACAAGCUCUGCUCCGCUACAGGUUCAGCCAACAGUCAUCCAGCAGGAAACCAACACCAGCUCAAGAGACUAACGAUAGCAGUGUAAAUUCUGUCAUAACAAACUCGUGCGGCCAGGCAGAACUGGUUCAGGGCAUAGAGGCAGCUGGUGAAAAGUCCUGCCAGUCUUCUCAAAGUUCACUUAAGACCUUAAAAACUGAGCCCCCAUCUGAAGCUGACCUUGCACCACCUACUCCCACAAAUGCAGUGCUGGCAUCACACUCGACAGUUGCAGCAGAUGAAAAGGAAAUUAAGCACAUAACACGGAUGUGCUUAACUGUUUUUCUGUGCUUUGUGUUCUGCUAUGUCCCCUUUCUGCUGCUCAACACAGCCGACAAACCGAACCACGCCCCUCAGUUACUAUACAUGUUCUUUACAAACCUCACUUGGCUCAACAGCUGCAUCAACCCCGUGCUCUAUGCUGUCAUGAAUCGCAAGUUUCGACAGGCCUAUCACAUGCUGCUCACCAAGGCUGCUGAACCUUUCACCCACCUGUGUAUCCAUCACACAGAUCAGAGUUGAUAAAACUUAAAGCAGACAUUAUAAGAUGGGAGGCAUGCUAAGAAUGUUGAGCUGAAAUCAAUGGAAGAAUUUCAAAACAGCAAAAAUAUCAGCAUCAAUUUCUCUUCAGGGUGGAAAAAACUUUUUAAAACUUUAUUUUCAGGGGGUGACAGCAUUUUUUUUAAAAUCUUGUUUCUAUUCUGUACAUAGGGUUUAUGACAGGGCAUUUUCAGCCUUGCAGUACAAAAAUAUGUGUAGUUCAAAUUUUCCUCAUUUUAAAUGCCAUAAAAGGUUACUAAUGUAAAAAAAACAAUUUGCUCUAAAUGGACAUGACUUCAUUUUGAAUCUUUGCAAACUUUGUACCAAAUCUCAAAAUUGCCCUGUUGUGUGUCUGUCUCAGCCAUAGUUCAAUAACUACUAACUUUUAGAAAGAAAAAAAAAUCAUAAUCACCCCUGGCAUAAUUGUAUAUCUGUUAUAGUAACACACAUAGAAUUAUUCCAAGAUAACAAUGUCUUUCUAUACAUAUAUUUCUAAAAAUUUGGACAUGUAAUAUUAUUUGUUAAAAAAAAAAAAAUCUAAAAA
Messenger RNA from Oreochromis aureus, 1806 nucleotides. RefSeq names its product G-protein coupled receptor 84-like. Lineage: Eukaryota; Metazoa; Chordata; Actinopteri; Cichliformes; Cichlidae. The transcript is spliced from 2 exons. The coding region runs from base 51 to 1244 and encodes 397 amino acids. Gene Ontology annotation, biological process: neuropeptide signaling pathway. The record is from RefSeq and is a predicted model, not a curated record. Gene Ontology annotation, cellular component: membrane. Gene Ontology annotation, molecular function: urotensin II receptor activity.